CGCGGCGGGGCUCGAGCGCAACGGGCUUUUCUCUCCAACGUAGCCUCAGUGCUAUUGCUCAGUUGACAUCGACCGCUUGAGGCGAGGCGCACAGAGUUUCAAUAAGUUUUCUACUUUUGAUGAAAAUCGGAAUCUACUCAAUCACUCGGACAGAUUGAGAUUGAGAGAGAGAGAGAUCUCACGCACACACACAGAGAGACCAGCUUGUGGGGCUGCAGGAUGCUCGCGCACACGGGCUUCACUUUAUUUAUGCAACGCCGUCGUGGGACGAAGAAAUUAUCUGGCUAGUUCAUUCUCUAGCUGAUUCGAGUUACACUGAAAAGCAAUUUGGACUCCUUCAGAUUUCUAAGAAACCCCCAGGUGGUAGUUUUACGACACUAAGAAUAGAGAAACCGAUUGUUUUUGUCAAGAAAAGUGCGUUAGCUGUAGCCGGCUAGCUACAAAGCCGGCGAACAAACGCCUCUCAGUGCCACCGAAGUUCAGCGGACCUCCUCGCUGAGGUGACAAUGCUCGAAAUAAUGUCCGAACACCAAGAUUCAUUACUGAAACGCAAAACGGAGCCUCUGCCACCAGAGAGACGAAAGAGAACAGUGGAAGACUUCAACAAGUUCUGUAGUUUUGUCUUGGCGUAUGCUGGUUAUAUCCCAUCUCCAAAAGAGGAACGACCAUGGUCUCCAGCCUCCUCCAGUUCACCGCACAGUUCUGGCACCUCAGGAGAAGGUGGCAUGGGAGGUGGUGCUAGCUCAAAUAUGUCUGCAAGUUGGGGAGAUGGCAACUCGGACCUACACACUAUUCACACUUUUGUUCAGAAAGCUCGCGCCAACAAAAGUGUCAAGACCAUGCAGCGCCUGCCUUCUGACAGCACCCUGCUGGAAAAAAUGAGGUUGAAAGACUCUCUCUACAAGGGCCAAGCAAGCAGCAAAGCAGAGCGCAAGAAGGACAAAAAGCUGAAGCGCCUCUCUCUUGGCUCAGGUGCAGGAGACAGCAGCAGCAGCAGUGGGGAAAAGCGUGCCAGAAUCAAGCGCAGCAAAAACUCCAAGCAGCCCAAAAGCCUUAAGAAGCUUAAGAGCUCGGCACUCAGUGAGACAGACUCUGAGACUGGACUCGGCCACGGAGAGGAGCACACAGGUCAGCCAAGAGGGCUACAGUCCCAGAGACCCAGCCUGAUGAAGUCUGAGCGUGACGAAGCAAGCAGAGAUGCAGAAAUGAGCUCCAGUGAAGGGGAAACAUGGAUAGCAGAUGAGGAUAUCAUGGUCGAGUCAGGAGACGACUCAUGGGAUCUGAUCACUUGUUACUGCGGGAAACCUUUUGCAGGACGCCCCAUGAUCGAGUGCAACCAGUGCAGCAUAUGGGUGCAUCUGUCCUGCGCCAAAAUCAAGAAGUCCAAUGUCCCAGACAUAUUCUACUGUCACAAAUGCAGGGAAGCGAGGCGAUCGGGCCAUAAAAAAGACAGUUAGAGAAAAUGCCUAAAUCCAUGGAAGCUCGACGUUUCCGUCCUCCACUUUUUCUAUCAAGUAUAAGACGAUAACACUGUUUCUGAAAUGGGAUGUUGUUUCGAGUCCCAUGUUUUUUGCGCAUCAAUUCUUCACAUGUUUGACAAUCAUAUACACGGUUAAUAUUAAAAAGUUUGAAUUUCUUCAUGUUUAUAGACACACUAUUAAACCAUGCUCACGAGCAGUUUUUCUGCCAGUCCGUUCCGAUCAUCAGGCAGUAUUUUAAUGUUAAAUGAUGACGAUGUAUUCCGAUGUAAAAUACCUUUUACAACAGAGAUACUUAUAAGCUGAGGUUCGUCUUUUACAUGAAGAAGUGGUCUGUGUAUAGGUUGUUCUUUCUGUUGCUUACCGUUUUCACAGACAUCUCAGUUUUGCUCCUUGUUUUGUUUUUGUGCUACUCCAUAUUAACAGAUAGACUUUAUUCAGUGAUUAGCUCUUUUUUAAUCUCAGUGCAUGUCAGCACCGUGGCAGUCCUGGUAUUAAUCUAGCACUUAGCUACAACUAUCAACUCCAGAUCUUUCUGUGUGGGGAACAUGAAAUGUUGGACUUGAAAUGGGAACUUUCAGAUCAGCUCACACUGCUGGCUGUCUUUUUACCGAGUGUAAGCAGUUUCAAAUUGUGCAUUAACUAUUUUUGUUGGUUUACUUUUGAAGGACAAUUUCUGAGACAAAUGAAUGAUGUUUAAGAGCUUUGCAACUGCCACUCGAGUGUUGAGUCUCACUCAACACCCCCAUUAGUUGUAAUUAUUAUAUGUUCUAUUUUUUUCUUUUUCUUUUUUUUUUUAAAAAGGAGCUUAAUUUGGGUUUUAAUCUCUUGUCUGAGAUUUGGUUAAGAUCCCACACACCCCAGAGAGUUAGGCGUUGUGGAGCUGCUCCCUGAUUUGCUGUUUGAAAGUAGUUCGGAGACCAGAUCUUCUUGUGUACAGAAAAGAGUUUAUGCUGCAAGUGUUGUGGCAUGUUUUGUUUAUAUGUUAUUUUUUUUGUUUUGUUUUUGUGAGGGGUUUCUUGAAAUUCCCCCAAAAUAGACCCUAUUCUCUCCUAUUUUAGUCUGUAAAUACCAUAUACUUUCAGAACUGUAUAUAAUAUGAAAACGAACAGAAAAGCCAAGCAAAUGUUACAUCAGAUGCCAAAAAUAUUUUCUUUAACUGUACUUGCAGAAAUAAAGCCUUUUCUUUAUUGGG
This is a messenger RNA of Tachysurus fulvidraco (yellow catfish), 2673 nucleotides long. RefSeq names its product PHD finger protein 23b (gene phf23b). The record is from RefSeq and is a predicted model, not a curated record. The transcript is spliced from 5 exons. Gene Ontology annotation, biological process: negative regulation of autophagosome maturation; negative regulation of autophagosome assembly; positive regulation of protein ubiquitination. Lineage: Eukaryota; Metazoa; Chordata; Actinopteri; Siluriformes; Bagridae. The coding region runs from base 507 to 1457 and encodes 316 amino acids.